AUGUCUAUUCUUCAUAUCUCAUGUCCAUGUCUAUUCUUCAUAUCCAUGUCCAGCCAUCCAUGUCUAUUCUUCAUAUCUCAUGUCCAGCUAUUUUGCAUAUCCUCCAUGUCUAUUCUUCAUAUCUCAUGUCCAGCUAUUUUGCAUAUCCUCCAUGUCUAUUCUUCAUAUCUCAUGUCCAGCUAUUUUGCAUAUCCUCCAUGUCUAUUCUUCAUAUCUCAUGUCCAGCUAUUUUGCAUAUCGUCCAUGUCUAUUCUUCAUAUCUCAUGUCCAGCUAUUUUGCAUAUCGUCCAUGUCUAUUCUUCAUAUCUCAUGUCCAGCUAUUUUGCAUAUCCUCCAUGUCUAUUCUUCAUAUCUCAUGUCCAGCUAUUUUGCAUAUCCUCCAUGUCUAUUCUUCAUAUCUCAUGUCCAGCUAUUUUGCAUAUCCUCCAUGUCUAUUCUUCAUAUCUCAUGUCCAGCUAUUUUGCAUAUCCUCCAUGUCUAUUCUUCAUAUCUCAUGUCCAGCUAUUUUGCAUAUCCUCCAUGUCUAUUCUUCAUAUCUCAUGUCCAGCUAUUUUGCAUAUCCUCCAUGUCUAUUCUUCAUAUCUCAUGUCCAGCUAUUUUUGCAUAUCCUCCAUGUCUAUUCUUCAUAUCUCAUGUCCCUAUUUUGCAUAUCGUCCAUGUCUAUUCUUCAUAUCUCAUGUCCAGCUAUUUUGCAUAUCGUCCAUGUCUAUUCUUCAUAUCUCAUGUCCAGCUAUUUUGCAUAUCCUCCAUGUCUAUUCUUCAUAUCUCAUGUCCAGCUAUUUUGCAUAUCGUCCAUGUCUAUUCUUCAUAUCUCAUGUCCAGCUAUUUUGCAUAUCGUCCAUGUCUAUUCUUCAUAUCUCAUGUCCAGCUAUUUUGCAUAUCGUCCAUGUCUAUUCUUCAUAUCUCAUGUCCAGCUAUUUUGCAUAUCGUCCAUGUCUAUUCUUCAUAUCUCAUGUCCAGCUAUUUUGCAUAUCCUCCAUGUCUAUUCUUCAUAUCUCAUGUCCAGCUAUUUUGCAUAUCCUCCAUGUCUAUUCUUCAUAUCUCAUGUCCAGCUAUUUUGCAUAUCGUCCAUGUCAUUCUUCAUAUUCAUGUCCAGCUAUUUUGCAUAUCCUCCAUGUCUAUUCUUCAUAUCUCAUGUCCAGCUAUUUUGCAUAUCCUCCAUGUCUAUUCUUCAUAUCUCAUGUCCAGCUAUUUUGCAUAUCCUCCAUGUCUAUUCUUCAUAUCUCAUGUCCAGCUAUUUUGCAUAUCCUCCAUGUCUAUUCUUUCAUAUCUCAUGUCCAGCUAUUUUGCAUAUCGUCCAUGUCUAUUCUUCAUAUCUCAUGUCCAGCUAUUUUGCAUAUCCUCCAUGUCUAUUCUUCAUAUCUCAUGUCCAGCUAUUUUGCAUAUCCUCCAUGUCUAUUCUUCAUAUCUCAUGUCCAGCUAUUUUGCAUAUCCUCCAUGUCUAUUCUUCAUAUCUCAUGUCCAGCUAUUUUGCAUAUCCUCCAUGUCUAUUCUUCAUAUCUCAUGUCUAUUUGCAUAUCCAUGCUCUAUUCUUCAUAUCUCAUGUCCAGCUAUUUUGCAUAUCCUCCAUGUCUAUUCUUCAUAUCUCAUGUCCAGCUAUUUUGCAUAUCCUCCAUGUCUAUUCUUCAUAUCUCAUAUGUUCCUUCUGCCAUAAGACCAAUCCCUCAUGGCCCAGACCUUCCUGUUCCUGAGCCAGAUGGUAACAUGGAAUAUAGUUCUGAUUCCAAACAUAGUGACUUGACUGUUGUAGCUGGGGAUGAUGCAUACAAGCCAGAAGAGGAUGACCAACCAGCACCCUUGACACAAGCAGAAAGGACCUGA
Molecule: messenger RNA, 1821 nt
Organism: Acanthosepion pharaonis
Lineage: Eukaryota; Metazoa; Mollusca; Cephalopoda; Sepiida; Sepiidae
Source: the annotation of a GenBank genome assembly